Molecule: messenger RNA, 674 nt
Organism: Eutrema salsugineum
Lineage: Eukaryota; Viridiplantae; Streptophyta; Magnoliopsida; Brassicales; Brassicaceae
Exons: 4
Coding region: 66-476 (136 amino acids)
Cellular component (GO): chloroplast envelope
Source: RefSeq, a predicted model, not a curated record
CUUAUCCCACACAUAAACAACAUACUCACGAAAUUUGGCGAACUCAGAAUUGGCCGAAGACAACAAUGGCGAAGAAGAAGGAGCUGCUAUCGAAAGCGCCGUGGAGAGGAGACGACGAUGACUCCGAUAAGUUUAGCGGCGCGAAGCUUAAGGUCACAAAGGAAUCUGACGGCAUGUCGAAGAUGCACGUCCCUAGCCAUGGAACCAAGAAAGGUAGUCUCGCCGAUGACGAUGAUUCUCUCGAAAUCGAUCCUCAGCUUCGAUACAGCUUCAAUCGCAACUAUCAGUUCCUGCAAAGAGUAUUCACUAUAGACACUUUGGUGAAGCCUCUUCCUCCUGCAAUGGCGUACAAUGUCUCUCGUAACUUGAGCUUCUUCACCCGUAUUUUCACUCAGUUCUUUGAUCCGGAAGGCAUUGCAAAUGCACAGAAGUCUCUGGGGUUGGGGCAGGAAGAUAAAGCUCGUCGUGUUCGUUGAAGAUGUGACUAUCUUUAAAAAGCCUGUGAAUGAACCCAGCAUUGUGGUUAGGAUGAUUAAAAUGUCCUCAAGGAGAUGUUUUGUAUGAAUUUUCCAAAGUACAAUGAAACUUCCAAGUUCCAUUUAUGUCCAAAAAUACAAACCACUUUUGUUUAAGUCCAAGCUUAGUUCGAUAUGGCACAACAGUUUUUAAUGUUA